Pseudozyma flocculosa PF-1 is the source of this 1173-nucleotide messenger RNA. RefSeq lists its product as uncharacterized. Bases 1 to 1173 code for a protein of 390 amino acids. Lineage: Eukaryota; Fungi; Basidiomycota; Ustilaginomycetes; Ustilaginales; Ustilaginaceae. The transcript is spliced from 3 exons. The record is from RefSeq and is a predicted model, not a curated record.
AUGGCCAGCCAAGACCCGCCCGCGCCAAGGGCAAACGCUCCCAGCCGCACCACGUCGAGCAACGCCAGCACACCACUCCUCAUGCCAUCCUCUCCGCCCACACCGCCGCAGCACAGCAGCACAAAACGAGCCCCCCUAGCAGAGGCAACGGCACACAACAUCGGCCAGGCUCACACGCCACGCAAGAGACUCAAGCCCGACACCGGCUCAGCCGUAGGCACCGCCACCGCCACCGCCACCGCCGCCCAGACGCCCACGCCCUCACGCUCCGGCAGGCCAUACGCCCGUCCCUCGCCCGCCUCGUCAAAGUCGAGCCUGUUCAAACCAUUCAAGUCUCCUCUCGUCCGCGGCAAAGGGGCGCCGUCCGACCCCUCGUCCUCGUCGUCGUCUCUUGCGCCGGCGCCGGUCAAGGCGUUCACCACCAAGCCCUCGUCGUCGAGAUCAACAAUCUACCCGGCUUCACCGACAAAACCUCUGGCCAGUCCCGGCCGCGGCCGCGGCGCAUUGCUAACGCCACGCAAGCGCUCGGAACGCGCAGAGCUCGAGGACCAGCUGCGUCGGCUGCGGCAGGCCGACAAGAUCAUCCGCGACCGCUCCCUCGACACGCUGCCGCACCUCAUCGAAAAGUGGCGCGAAGCCGGAAAGAUGGCCGCCCAGGACCUCUGGAACCUCACGGGUGCCGCCGAGGCGGGACAAGAGUCGUUUUCCAUCCGUCCAGGAGCCUACGACGUCGAGGAACGGGGACGCCACGACGACGAAGGAGCGGACGCGAUCGGCACGUCGAGUUGGCGCAGGCAGAAUGCCGACAGUCCGCCACCGUCGCCGCGGACGGCCUUUUUGAUACGCAGGAGCAUGUCCGAGGGGACGCGGGAGCAGUGCGCGGCACUCAGGGGCGAAGACGACGACAGCCUGCCGCGCUCGUCCCUCUCGAGCUCUCCGCUGCCGCCCCCCGAGUCGUUUGCGCUCUCCGCCUCGUCGCGGCGACCCAACGCUUCAAGCGGCGGCGGCGUCACCUCGCAGCGAGCCGGGUCCGAUCGCCACCAGCACGACGAUGGGGAUGACGACGUGACAAAGGGCAUCGAGCAGAAGUGGAACGUCGGGAGAAUGUUGGACCUGAUCGGAGUCGACAAGACGCUGCUGCGUUGGAACACAAACGAAGAAGAGUUUGAAUGA